Molecule: messenger RNA, 953 nt
Organism: Bradysia coprophila
Lineage: Eukaryota; Metazoa; Arthropoda; Insecta; Diptera; Sciaridae
Product: pyridoxal phosphate homeostasis protein
Cellular component (GO): intracellular anatomical structure
Molecular function (GO): pyridoxal phosphate binding
Source: RefSeq, a predicted model, not a curated record
GACAGUUUACCUUGUGUUCAAUUUCAAUCCACUUAUCAGUCUCAAAUGUUUAGAAACAUGGCUCAAAUCGAUAUUAAACUCGGAGUGCAAUCAAUACUGUUACGAGUGAAUGAGGCAUUUGCUACCAGAAAUGGGGCAAUCAAAACGAAAAAGCCAAUUCUGGUAGCAGUCAGCAAAACAAAACCAGCCGAAGCGAUACUCGAAGCAUACGAAACGGGCCAGAGAGAUUUCGGCGAAAAUUAUGUGAAUGAGCUGAAAGAGAAGGGAGCCAAUCCGACGAUACUGGAGAAUUGCAAAAACAUUCGCUGGCACUUCAUCGGACACUUACAGUCGAGUAAUGUGAAUAAAGUUCUCAAAACGCCGGGUAUUUACAUGAUCGAAACAAUCGACAGCGAGAAGCUGGCGACAACGGUCAACAAUUCGUGGGAGAAAAUCACCCAGCCAAAUAAGGAGCCGUUGAAGGUGCUCGUUCAAGUGAACACUAGCAGUGAAGACGCGAAAAAUGGCGUUGAUCCGUCAAAUGUGGUGCCGCUGUGCAAGUACAUCCGUGAUACGUGCACCAAUUUGCGAUUGGAGGGUCUGAUGACAAUUGGAAAAUUCGGUCACGAUUACACCACCGGACCGAAUCCGGAUUUCGUCAGUUUGAUGAAGUGUCACAGUGAUGUGUGCCAAGCAUUCGGUUUGAAUGAGGCUGAUGUCGAGGUUUCGAUGGGAAUGUCCGACGAUUUCGAUGAGGCGAUCAAAAUGGGUAGCACAAUUGUACGCGUCGGCAGUUCAAUAUUUGGAUACAGACAGAAGAAGGAGAACUGAAAAUGGCGUCGGGUAAACUGACGAAUUUGUGAUAAAUUGGCCAAGGAAUUUGCUUGUUAUAAUCAUCGAUCUACUGAGCAGUCCACGCUGAAAUUGGCUUUGUGUGUUGGUGAUGCGGUUACAAUAAAAUGUUUGUUUCGUUA